ACCGGCGCUGUGCGGGGCGGGGCUGCGCUGCGCGGGGCGCUGACGCGUCGCGCCGUUCCCGCAAUGGCGCCGCGCCCGACCGAGCUGUACCGGGCGCCGUUCCCUCUCUACACCGUCCGGCUGCACCCGCGCCGCGGACUCGCCAUCACCGCUGGAGGCGGAGGAGCGGCCAAGACCGGGAUCGGCAAUGGAGUGCACUUCCUGCGGCUGGAGCAGAUCGGGGGGCGGCUGAGCGCGUCGCUGCUGCACUGCCACGACACCGAGACCCGCGCCACCAUGAGCAUGGCCAUCAGCGGGGACUUCAUCGCGGCGGGGCAGGACCACAGCUGCCACAUCCUGCGGCUCUGCGUGCCAACGGCCGGCAAGGGAGGCGGCGACGCCGCGGAGGAGAAAGGGCCGCGCAGGAGGAAGGGAGGAACCGGCCCCGCGGAGCGCGGCGAGACGCGGAGCGACGGCGGGGAGGUGUCGGUGGAGAGUCUGCACCGCGUGCGCACCGACUUCAGCCCCGACGCGCUGCAGAAGGCCGUGCGCUUCAGCGCCGACGGCACCGUGCUCGUCACCGGAGGCGCCGACGGAUUCGUGCGGCUCUGGGAGUUCCCCAGCAUGAAGAAGGCGCUGGAGUUCAAGGCGCACGACGGGGAGAUCGAGGACAUCACGCUGGGCCCCGACAAUAAGGUGGUGACGGCCGGACGGGACCUGCAGUGCCGAGUGUGGCAGCGGGACCAGCUGGUGACCGGGCUGCAAUGGAACGAGAACCUGCCCGGCGUCCCUGGCACCGCGUACCGCUACCAGGCCUGCCGCUUUGGGGCGGUGGAGGACAACUGCGGGGCGCUGCGGCUCUACACGGUGCAGGUGCCCCACAAGCGGGAGCGCCGCCCCCCACCCUGCUACCUGACCAAGUGGGACGGGGGCACCUUCCUGCCGCUGCUGACACGGCCCUGCGGCUCCGAGGUCAUCUCCUGCCUCUCCGUCAGUGAUUCAGGCACCUUCCUGGGGCUGGGCACCGUCACCGGCUCCGUCGCUGUGCACAUCGCAUUCUCGCUGCAGAGGCUGUACUACGUGAAGGAGGCACAUGGCAUCGUCGUCACGGACGUGGCCUUCGUGCCUGAGAGCGAGCAAGGACGGGAGCUGCUGGCGGGGAACGAGGCAGCACUGCUCAGUGUGGCCGUGGACAGCCGCUGCAAGCUGCACCUGCUGCCUGCCCGCAGGUCGCUGCCCAUCUGGCUGUUGCUGCUGCUGUGUGCCGCACUCAUCGUGGGCAGCAUCGUGCUGCUGCAGAUUGCCUUCCCUGGCUUCCUCUAGGCACCCACCCUGCUGUAUUGGGGGAUGGAUGGACCCAGCUAUGGGAGUGGGACCGCCCUGGGAUACAGUGCCAGCAAGGCAAUGGAAUGCAGCAUGCCAGUAGCUGGGCUGGAGCUGCUCCUUGUCCCCACCAUUAAACCCAGAGUGUGAA
Messenger RNA from Coturnix japonica (Japanese quail), 1453 nucleotides. Lineage: Eukaryota; Metazoa; Chordata; Aves; Galliformes; Phasianidae. The record is from RefSeq and is a predicted model, not a curated record.